Cannabis sativa is the source of this 1535-nucleotide messenger RNA. RefSeq lists its product as uncharacterized. The transcript is spliced from 10 exons. Bases 112 to 1275 code for a protein of 387 amino acids. The record is from RefSeq and is a predicted model, not a curated record. NCBI's taxonomy places the organism in Eukaryota, Viridiplantae, Streptophyta, Magnoliopsida, Rosales, Cannabaceae.
AUGCGGCCCUAACCCAUUGGCCAUUCUCACAUUAACUAAACCCAACCACAUGGAACAACCCAAGCCUAAUACUCCUCCUCCGUACCAUUAUUCACUCAUUCUCAUUCUCCAAUGCAGAGCUUGAAUAUGUCUCCAAUGGUGGUUUUCACACAUGGGUCAUCGAUAUUCCGACCCAUGGUGACUCCCAUCUUCUCUAAUCGAUCAACUGUUAGCCACUCAACUUGUUCCCUUGUCCGACUUAGAUUGUUUACAAGAGAACGUGGAUGUAGUAAGCUAUCUCUUCAAUCUUUUAGACCACAAACUACUUUCAGGAUAAGGAGUCAUCAACAGGAUGAUGCCGAAAACUACCGGGCUAAAGUCUCUAAAGAGAAUGCAGACAUACAUGAUAUACUUUCUGAUGAGGUCCUUGGAGACAUGACAGAUGCUAGUACUGAUUUUGAGUUUUCAUUUCUGGCUAAGAUAGCCAUUGCACUGGGCAUAGCUGCAAUAUUCACACUCGUCUCUAUUGGGGCAAAGCAGCCUGCUAUUGGUUCCUCUCUUGGAUUUCAGUUUCUUUCAGAUAGUUCAUCCUCUUCAGUAAUGGCCACUGCAGCAGCACCUGUUGGAUUCACCUUUAAAGCUUUUGGAUACAGAAUAGUUCUGCCAGAAUAUGCUCCAGGGUGGAUUUACUUUUGGCUGCUUAUGGCUGCAGCUUGUGGUCUUUUCAUCAGUGAAGAAGCUUUAAAUAUCUGGGUUGGGGUAUCUAUAGCAAGGAUGCUAACUUUGGAUGGGUCAUGGAAGUCUCUUGCUGAGUCCUUCUCUAAGAAUGCUGGAUACAUAACUUCGACGAUUUUUUGGGUGUACUGGGGAGUAUGCAUUAGUGACUUAAUACCAUUUUAUUUCGGAAAGCUUUUCAAACAGUCUGGGGCAUCUGAUGAUGUUUGUUCAAAGUUAGGGAUUGGCAAAGAGAAAGCUUUGAGCAUAACUCGUGCCGUUAAAAAAUAUGGCAAUCUCAUUGGUUUUGUUGAACGAUUUUCCAUUGGAGUAAGAAAUCCUACAGCAUUUUUGGCCGGUGCAUCGGGGAUAUCAGCUGAGUGUUUCUUUGCAGGAGUUUGUGGUGGUGGUUUGAUCACUCUUCCAAUUCAGCUGGGGAUAGGUUUCUUGAUGAGAGAGCGGCCUUUGUUUGCGCUUGCUACUGUCGCAACAGUUGUGGGAAUUUGGACUGUAUUCCCAUAUGCGGUGGCUGCUUCAACAGCAUUGUUCCUUUUCAUGCGACGACGGUACUCCUCUAGCUAGAUUAAACCUAAUACACAAUUUUUGGACUUCCCUUGAAUAGAGAAGAGACCAUGAUAUUAUAGAAUAGAAAGAAAAUCAACCACAUUUAUUUUCGUUAUAGACUUUAUAAAUUAGGAAAGAAAAUUUAGUUCUGUUAAUGGAAAAUUCAAAAACACUUCUGCAUUAGAUUUUCACAAUCACGCAAAUAUUUGAAUGUAAGAUAUUCUUAUUGCUGCUAUAAACAGAAUGUAUGUAUAUACAACAUUUAUAAUGGUGCACAA